AUGGGACCUCGAGCGGGAAUGCAACAAGGGAAACUGCAAAAUAUUAUCUGGACUGUUCGACACGGCCAAAGGAUAGACAAUAUCGAUCCAAAUUGGCGCAAAACCGCUCCUAGAGGUGCAUGGGAUGACCCAACUCUAAGUGAACGUGGUCUCCAGCAGGCCAAAGAAUGCGGAAACUACCUAGCAUCGCAACGAAUUGAUGCUCUUCUAUGUUCACCAUUUACUCGUUGUGUGCAAACUGCAACUACAAUAUCUUCUCUGCAUCAAAAAAAGCUACCGAUUUUAAUUGAACCUGGAAUAUGUGAAACAUUGCAUGUAUGUCAAGACCCACCCGGACAUCUACCAUUAAAGGAGCUGAAAAAACAGUAUCCUCUUGUAGACCUUUCUCAUGAGCCAAUUGUCACAGAACUGGGGAAAGAAAAAAAUGAAAUCGAUUGCAAAGAUCGUCUUUCAAAAGUUCUGGAAGAAUGUCAACGGCGCUACUCAGGGAAUAUAGUAUUAGUAAGUCACGGCGCCCCAAUAGCUAUGAUUCAUGAAAUUCUAACUGGAGAAUGGCAUUACGUGGGCCAAUGCACAAUCAGCAAAUUCAUUCCGGACUCAGAAGGAAAAUACAACGCAGUAAUGAGUGGUAGCUCCGAACAUCUUUCUGAUAAAACCGAUCUUCGUGAUAGAGAAAUACAAAGACCGCACUUGUGA
This is a messenger RNA of Enterobius vermicularis (human pinworm), 696 nucleotides long. The record is from the annotation of a GenBank genome assembly. Lineage: Eukaryota; Metazoa; Nematoda; Chromadorea; Rhabditida; Oxyuridae.